Molecule: messenger RNA, 2855 nt
Organism: Wyeomyia smithii (pitcher-plant mosquito)
Lineage: Eukaryota; Metazoa; Arthropoda; Insecta; Diptera; Culicidae
Exons: 4
Coding region: 714-2000 (428 amino acids)
Source: RefSeq, a predicted model, not a curated record
AAUUAUCGCGAAAACGGAGGAGGAAUCAAUGAAUAAACGAAGAAGAGUUUAAAAACAUGCCUACACGCAUGUUUUCGUCCGCCAUGGCGAAUGUUCUGGUUAACUGCCGGAAGGCCGCUCGCAAGGGUGUAGUCUUAGUUUUUUUCAUCACCAUCUGAAAAAAGUCCAUUUUUUUACCGCAAAUGUUAAAAUUUGUUUUACGUAUAGAAUAUGAAUUAAAUGAUCAAAAUGAAACAAUGAAUUUCUUUCAUACAUAUUAAUACGUAUGGUAUACAUUUCAAUGGCAAUUUUAGUUCAGUGAUGAUGUCUAUAUCAGUGUAUUGUGUUAGGUAAUUUAGUUUUUCUUGCUGUAGGUACUAUUAACCUCCUUUUAUGCUUAACAAAAAUAAAACAUAAAGUUCUACUUGGUUUUAAUUAUUUUGCGAUGCAUUCACAGUAAUUUUAUUUCAGUCUUAAAGGUAGGGCACAGGAUGUAUGUGAAAAUCAGAUAGAUAUAUACGCGGAUUGACGACUAUAAUACGCGCAACAAUAAACAACGUUCAGGACGCUACCAUUAACAUGAUUAGAUAAGUGUCAAACAAUAAGCAAGCUGUAGUAAGAAUGAAAGAUAUUCUACUACCAGUAGUCACACUCGUGAGCUUCGUUCCACAAGUAGAACGUACGGAGCGAUAAUAUUGUCGUUAUAAAUAGAAGCUCUGACACUGGUACAAAAGAUGACACCUUUAAAUCGUCUUAUAUCGCUCAGCGAUUGCACCGCAGUGGUUCGGCUAGAACAAGGCAAAUUAUUAACUGCCGAAGAUGAUACGAUUCAAAUUCUUAACUAUCGGCUCGAGAAGGUCCCUGGCCAGCCGGGUUUCCUAGGAGAAUACGCCCACCUGAUCGUUACAGUGAAAGUGAACGGUAAAAGCAAAGAGUUGAAUUAUUUCGUGAAAUGUCUACCCUACACAGACCCGAAACAACGAGAGAUAAUACAGGAGAUCGGUGUUUUCAAAAAAGAAGCUGACUCCUAUCGGGAGCUGUUCUCUGCGUUCAGUCAGGAUCCGAGCCGGGUCUCGAAGUGGCACCCAUCUUGCUGGUUGGCACGGGAUGACAUCCUGGUGAUGGAGGAUCUUCACAGCAGUGGUUAUAGACCGAUGCCUUGGCGAAAAGAUUUCGGAAAAGCGCAUUUACUGACUAUUUUCGAUGCCCUAGCGCAAAUGCAUGCUUGCUCGCUAGAUUUGGAGUUCAACCAAAUGGCCGGUAAAAGAUUGGAUGCUAAAUUUGGAUCCAUGUUGACUGAGAACACAUUCAUGAAGGAGAGCACGUGGUUCACAGUUGGUUUGAAGGGGAUUUUUAAAGUGGCACUGGAAGGUUCCAGAUAUGCUCGAACAGCAGCGUACAAAACAAGAAUGGCAUCAGAGAUGCUAAAUAAAAUGGAACGAAUUUUUGAGCUGUCGAAGCCUACGGAUCGCUUUCAGUCCGUCAUCGUUCACAGGGAUCUGUGGUUCAAUAACAUGAUGUUCAAAUUCGACAAUGACCCCCUCACUGGGACGAUCGAUUACGACAAACCGAAAAGUUGCAUCCUAAUAGAUUUCCAGAUUGCCCGGUAUUUGCCACCGGCAAUAGAUUUUCUGUGUACGAUUUAUCUUCUAACUCGGCGGUGCCAUCGCGACGAACACUACGAUUUCUACAUGGAAUAUUACUAUCGACGACUGAGUGAAAAAUUACAGCUGCUGAAUCUCGACAUAAAAGUACUUCUACCGUGGAAACAAUAUGUAGAGAGCCUGGAGCACUACCGACUGGUAGGACUUCUGUGGUCGGGGGUUUUACUAGCCUUCGUCAACCUGCCGGAAGGAUUUCUCGGAGAUUUACACGUAACGGAUGUGGAUGCUUACCACGAGUUCUGUCUCGUUAGCCGUGAUGCCACUAUAAUGGAGUUCUUUCAGAAAGACUGCAACUACCGGGAACGGCUGCUGGAUUCCGUUGAUGAGACUAUUGAGUACUUGUUUGGAUUUGAGUAAUUAAUUAGUUUGUCGAAUUUAAUUAUUGUAUCGAACGUUGCAUAAUGUGUUGGCAGCUCCAACAAGUGUAAACAUAAUUGUUGUUAUAUUGUACUUCGAAAAUAAUGUGGAAUAUAGUACAAUAAUAGGAUUAUUUACUAAAUAUAUUAUGCAAGAAGAACACAGUUGUACUCACUAGCUAAUAUAAAUUUUUUAGAGUACCUCACAGGGUUUACACCAGUUAAAUCUUUAGUUGAGGCGAAAUGUUAAUUAUUGUAUCAACCUGGUUUAUUAGGAUUUACACUUUUAUUACACAAGGAGAUUCAUUCCAUUUAUGGGACGAUUUUCCAAUAAAUGAAAUACGGUCCAGCGGUCUCGCCGAAAUUUAUUCUUUAAAGUAAACAAAUAUCCUUUUACCUAGGUUUACAAUAAAAUGAGCUAUACAGUAAAUUGGUACUUGAUGAACAGUUUAACAAUGUAAUGCUUUUUUUGUAAUAUUUGCCGUAAAUUUUUAUCUGAGGACCUAACUCAUAGCGAAUUUCUUUAUUCCCAGAGCCAACCUGGGACUCUCUGGCAUCUCUUCUUUGCAUCGUAAAUCUCAAUAUCGUUUCUCUAUUCUUGCGUAGAUUUGCGCUGACUCAGUUUAAUGAAGAAAUUUGCUAACCGCAAGCACAAUCAAAAGUAUAAUAAAAUAAUAGAGUCAAUUCAUUUUUCGUGGAAAGUCAGUUUAUUGUUGCUUAUUCUGCGCUCAGCUAACCUAACUCCCGUAUCAUUGGAGGUAUUCGCAAACAGAGAUCUUGGCACUGUUGGACAAUAAUCAAAGCAUCGAAAGAAAGCCCGGUGCCGGACGGCCGAUAAUUCUGAGUGACAAGCAAC